CGGCGUUUUAAAUUUAGUCACUUGAUUUCUGUGUGUACAGCCAAAGAGCCAUGUCUAUUGUUAAAGAUAUUUUUGGAAGUUUGACAGACGAGAAUGGAGAUGUUAGAAAUAUUCGUCGUUUCACUUUGUGUAAUGGAAAAUUGAAACUUCAAGUCAUUAACUAUGGAGCAACAAUAGUAAGUCUUCAAGUACCAGAUGCUGAUGGAAACAUUUCUGACGUUGUUUUAGGCUUCGAUGAUAUAUUAUCCUAUGUUAACCAUGCCCAUUAUUUUGGAAGUACUGUAGGACGUUUUGCUAAUCGGAUAUCCAAAGGAAUCUUCGCGCUUUCGAAUCAAACAUAUCAACUGGCGAUUAACAAUGGCCCGAAUCACUUGCACGGAGGAAUUAAAGGAUUUGAUAAGGUCAUUUGGGACUGCGCCAUAGAAAACAACAAGCUAAUUUUAAGCUAUGUUAGCCCACACAUGGAAGAAAACUAUCCUGGAGAGCUAUCUUGUCGAGUAACUUACGAGGUAACGGCCAAAAAUGAUGUCUGCAUCAGCUACCAUGCUACUACGACAGCACUGACACCGGUGAACCUCACGAAUCAUUCAUACUUUAAUCUGGGAGGGCAUGACAGUGGGACUAUAGAAGAUCAUGAAAUAAUGAUCAAUGCGGAUUUCUACACACCAGUAGAUGAGACAUCCAUCCCAACAGGAGAAAUUCUUCCAGUAGCUUCUUCGAAUUUUGAUCUACGUAAGCCGACAAGCAUUGGGAGAAUAUUGAAUUCAACACCUUCUGGAAUGGACCAUAAUUUUUGUAUUAAUGGAAAACUAAAUGUUGAAAGAAAAGUUGCCAGCGUUUAUCAUCAGAGAAGUGGUCGUCUGAUGGAGGUUUACAGCACUCAGCCUGGUGUACAGUUUUACACGGCUAAUUUCUUGCCCAUUGACGAUUCUCUAAUUGGUAAACAUGGGGUACAUUACAAAAAGCAAUCUGCAUUUUGCCUUGAAACACAGAACUAUCCUGAUGCAGUGAACCACGCUAAUUUUCCAUCUGCUUUACUUGAUGUAAAUGAAGAAUACAACCACACAGCUAAAUUUCGUUUUAUUGUGAGAUAACGGAAGUAUGUAUGAAAGAGAUUUUUACUACAUUAAAAUUCAGU
Molecule: messenger RNA, 1138 nt
Organism: Uloborus diversus
Lineage: Eukaryota; Metazoa; Arthropoda; Arachnida; Araneae; Uloboridae
Product: galactose mutarotase-like
Exons: 7
Coding region: 51-1094 (347 amino acids)
Biological process (GO): glucose metabolic process; beta-D-galactose catabolic process via UDP-galactose, Leloir pathway
Molecular function (GO): carbohydrate binding; aldose 1-epimerase activity
Source: RefSeq, a predicted model, not a curated record